CCCAGCUCCGGCGCAGAGGAUAGCACCAGGUAGUUGGAGAGAGACCGGAGACAAGUGUGGGGAGCCGUGGAGGACAUAAGCUUUUUCCUUGGUCUUCCAGAUAAGUAGCACCUCAAAGAUGAUGAGUUACUACAUGGACACAACCAUUGGCAACACGGGCCCUUAUCCUUUGGCUCGCCCUGGAGCAAUGCAAGGUGCUGGCAGCUGCUAUGAGGACCCCUGGAUGCCUUGCAGGCUUCAGUCAGCCUGCUGCCCACCCAGGACCUGCUGCCCACCGUGGGACGAGGCGGCCAUCCAAGAGGUGCCCACCGGCCUGGAGCACUACAGCACAGAUAUGGAAUGUGCAGAUGUGCCUUUGUUAACCCCCAGCAGCAAGGAAAUGAUGUCUCAGGCACUGAAAGCCACCUUCAGUGGCUUCGCAAAGGAGCAGCAGCGGCUGGGAAUCCCCAAAGAUCCCCAGCAGUGGACAGAGACGCAUGUGCGGGACUGGGUGAUGUGGGCAGUGAAUGAGUUCAGCCUGAAGGGAGUGGAUUUCCAGAAGUUCUGCAUGAACGGAGCUGCCCUCUGUGCCCUGGGCAAGGAGUGCUUCCUGGAGCUAGCGCCCGACUUUGUGGGAGAUAUCCUUUGGGAACACCUGGAGAUCUUGCAGAAAGAAGAGGCAAAACCGUACCCAGCAAAUGGAGUGAAUGCAGCGUAUCCAGAAUCCCGCUACACUUCAGACUACUUCAUUAGUUAUGGCAUUGAACACGCACAGUGCGUGCCUCCCUCCGAGUUCUCCGAGCCCAGCUUCAUCACAGAGUCCUACCAGACCCUCCAUCCCAUCAGCUCGGAAGAGCUUCUGUCCCUCAAGUAUGAGAACGACUAUCCCUCAGUCAUCCUGCGUGACCCCGUCCAGACGGACUCCCUGCAGACAGAUUACUUCACGAUCAAACAGGAGGUGGUGACGCCGGACAACAUGUGCAUGGGACGUGCCAGUCGAGGUAAACUGGGUGGCCAGGACUCCUUUGAGAGCAUAGAGAGCUACGACAGCUGCGACCGCCUGACGCAGUCCUGGAGCAGCCAGUCCUCCUUCCAGAGCCUGCAGCGCGUCCCCUCCUAUGAUAGCUUUGACUCGGAGGACUACCCCACCGCCCUGCCCAACCACAAGCCCAAGGGCACCUUCAAGGACUAUGUUCGAGAUCGGGCUGACAUGAACAAGGACAAGCCUGUCAUUCCUGCCGCUGCCCUCGCCGGCUACACAGGCAGUGGACCCAUCCAACUGUGGCAAUUCCUGCUGGAGCUGCUCACUGACAAAUCCUGUCAGUCCUUCAUCAGCUGGACGGGCGAUGGCUGGGAGUUCAAACUUUCUGAUCCAGAUGAGGUGGCCAGGCGGUGGGGCAAGAGGAAAAACAAGCCCAAGAUGAACUAUGAGAAGCUGAGCCGUGGUCUGCGUUACUAUUAUGACAAGAACAUCAUCCACAAGACGGCCGGCAAGCGCUACGUCUACCGCUUCGUCUGCGACCUGCAGAGCCUGCUGGGCUACACGCCGGAGGAGCUGCACGCGAUGCUGGACGUCAAGCCGGAUGCUGACGAGUGAAUUCUGAAGAGCUUAUGGGACUUCAUCUUUUUUUUUUUUUUUUUUUUUUUUUUUUGCUUUUUUUCGUUAUUUUUUUGUUGUUGAUAGAGAGUAACUCAGAUUUGAUGCUUGGAGGAUGUUGGGAGAGAGGGUGGCGGGUGAGUCGAACUUCUGGUUGGAAUAACCUUAAAAGUUUGGUUCGGAGAAGGAUGAGCCUUUGUUUGCUGAGAGCUCCAGGACAGGCUUCUUUGGGUAAGAUUCUGAGUUUUAAGAAAGCCAGAACAAUGUAGCUCACUUUAAAAAAGAAAAAAAAAAAAAAAAAAAAAAAA
Messenger RNA from Lagopus leucura (white-tailed ptarmigan), 1884 nucleotides. It is a transcript of the gene ETS1, whose product is annotated as ETS proto-oncogene 1, transcription factor. Lineage: Eukaryota; Metazoa; Chordata; Aves; Galliformes; Phasianidae. Bases 119 to 1576 code for a protein of 485 amino acids. Gene Ontology annotation, biological process: cell differentiation; regulation of transcription by RNA polymerase II. Gene Ontology annotation, cellular component: nucleus. Gene Ontology annotation, molecular function: DNA-binding transcription factor activity, RNA polymerase II-specific; sequence-specific DNA binding. The record is from RefSeq and is a predicted model, not a curated record. The transcript has 10 exons.